AUGAAGUUCUCCGCUCUCGCCCUCGCUGCCCUCUCGCAGGUCGCCUCUGCCCACUACUUCUUCGACGUCAGCGCUCUCAACGGUGCCGAGUCCAAGUCCUUCCAGUACAUCCGUGACUUCACCCGUCCCACCAAGUACAACCCCAUCAAGUUCUCCUCCAACCCUUCCGCCGACAUCCGCGACAACUCCUUCGCUGAUGGUGAGGACAUCAUCUGCAACCAGGGUGCCACCGGAACCGGUGGUAACACUGAGGUCCUCGAGGUCAAGGGCGGCGACGUCAUGACCUUCAAGCUCGCUGUCGGCGCCAAGAUGGGUCACCCCGGACCUACUCUGGCCUACAUGUCCAACGCUGGUAGCGACGUCAAGUCGUACAAGGGUGACGGUGACUGGUUCAAGAUCAUGGAGGAGGGUGUCUGCAACGCCGGUGGUGACUUCACCAAGGACGCCUGGUGCAACUACGACGCCACCUCUUUCGACGUCAAGAUCCCCCAGGGUACCCCCAACGGCGAGUACCUCCUCCGAGUUGAGCACAUCGGUGUCCACCGAUCUCACGUCAACCAGCCCGAGCACUACGUCUCUUGCGCUCAGGUCAAGGUUACCGGUGGCUCCGACGGCACUGUCGACGCCGAGAUGGUCAAGUUCCCCGGUGCCUACAAGGACACCGAUGAGUACGCCAACUUCUCCAUCUACAACGGUGCCAAGGCCUUCCCCAUGCCCGGCCCCCAGGUCUGGGACGGUUCCACUUCCGCUGGUGGCUCUACUGGUGGCAACACUGGCAACACCGGUGGUAGCACCGAGACCCCUGCCGCUGGCAACACUGAGGCUCCCGCUUCUACCCCCGCUCCCGAGGCCGGUAAUGGUCAGCAGAACGGUGGUGAGCAGGCCCAGCCUGAGACUGGCAACAACAACGGCCAGAACGGUGGCUUCAACCAGCAGUUCCAGGGACAGGCUGGUUCAACCGGCUCUCCUUGCUCCGCUUAA
Fusarium tjaetaba is the source of this 981-nucleotide messenger RNA. Its product is annotated as murein transglycosylase. The record is from RefSeq and is a predicted model, not a curated record. NCBI's taxonomy places the organism in Eukaryota, Fungi, Ascomycota, Sordariomycetes, Hypocreales, Nectriaceae. The transcript has a single exon. Bases 1 to 981 code for a protein of 326 amino acids.